AUGGCUAAGUCUGAUGCUACGAAAGUUGUUGAAAAACAGUCUUUGAAAGAAAAAUUGAAAAAUCUCAGAGAAAUAAACAUUGGUCGGAAGGGUAAUGUAUCUUCUGGAUCAGGGAAACGAAAGGUGAAUAUUGUCUCGGAAGAAAAUUAUGAUUUGAAUCCUAAUUCAGAAAAGGAAUUGAAAGAAAGAGAAAAACAUGACAAAAAGAUUUAUGCCUUAAGCACCUUAAAAACAAAAAUUAAAGCAGAAGAAGCUGAAGAGAAGAAUGUUAAGGAACCUCUUACUACAAAGAAGGUUAUGUUUCCGGAUGGGACUGUAUAUCGGAUUCAAAAAGAAGCAAUUGAUAAUCCGAAUUUGUUUUGGUUGGAACCUCAGACUUCUUUCUCAGUUAAGAACGAAAUGGAUUGUCAGUUGGAUUUUCCUAUUUCUGCUAAAGCCUUUCUAUUCUGA
Molecule: messenger RNA, 450 nt
Organism: Lactuca virosa
Lineage: Eukaryota; Viridiplantae; Streptophyta; Magnoliopsida; Asterales; Asteraceae
Source: the annotation of a GenBank genome assembly